UCAUUGCAUUGCAUAUCCAACGCAAUAAAAAAAAAAAAUGGCCUCUCUUUAUAAGUUAUAACCGCAUUCGGAUUUACCUAAGUGGUGAACUGGAGAGGAAAGCAAUCAGUCCUCAGGAUUAGUCAAGCAAAGUUUAGACACCUGAGAUAUAAAAAAAAAUGGCCUCUCUUCAAGCUUCAUGCAUCCUCUUUGCCAAGCCAUCUAAAUUAUUCACCUACCAUUCCUUUCAAGUGUCGUGCAAUGCUAAGAAAGCCAGCUCUCAAGAUGUUGAAACUUCCCAAGGGAGAAUAGACCGGAGAAAUGUGCUUAUUGGGCUUGGAGGCUUGUAUGGUGCAUCCAACCUCGUGUCGAAUCCAUUGGCAUAUGCGGAUACUGUAAAAUCUGAAUCCGAAAAGUGCACGGAUCCUGUAAAACCUGACUUCAAAAACUGCGGUACUGCUUACGCUGAGAAUGAUCCUCUUAACAUUAAUUGUUGCCCUCCAGACUCCGAUAACAUCAUUGAUUACGAGCUUCCAAGGCCACCACAGAGAUUGCGCGUUAGACAGCCGGCUCAUAUGGUCGGGAAAGAGUAUAUAGCAAAGUAUGAAGAAGCCGUUAGGCUUAUGAAGGAACUCGAUAAGACCAAUCCAAAUGAUCCCCGUGGAUUCAUGCAACAAGCUAAUGUUCACUGUGCCUAUUGUAAUGGACCUCAUGAGCAAGUCGGGCAUAAGGGUUUAGACUUUCAAGUUCAUGAAUCUUGGCUCUUCUUUCCUUUCCAUAGGUGGUACUUGUAUUUCUAUGAAAGAAUCUUGGGUAGUUUGAUUGGCGACCCAGAUUUUGCUCUGCCAUAUUGGAACUGGGACCAUCCUGCGGGAAUGACGAUGCCGCCCAUUUUUGAUAACCCUCGUUCACCUCUGUACGAUGCAGUCCGGGAUCCAAACAAUAGAGGCUCUGCCGUCGUCAAUUUGAACUACACAAGCAGUGAACCCACGAACGAUCUAACGCUAGUGGCCAACAACCUCCGGACAAUGAAUAGCGAAAUGAUCACAAGCGUCAACAAUACUCUUCAGUUCAUGGGAGCUCCUUAUUGCGAUGGAAGCAAUCCCCGACCAGGUAUGGGCACAUCAGAACGUGGUUCUCACACUGCAAUUCACAUAUGGGUUGGAACCAAGGAUAAAACUGAGGAACAUAAAUAUAAUGAGGACCUAGGCAACUUUUACUCGGCAGGUCGAGAUCCACUUUUCUAUUGCCAUCACGGAAAUGUUGAUCGAAUGUGGACUAUAUGGCGAGAACUAGAUACCCCAGUCCGUAAGGACAUUACUUCACCGAAUUACCUAAAUGCCCAAUUUCUUUUCUACGAUGAAAAUGCUCGUCUUGUUAGGGUGAAAGUUGCUGACUGUGUGGACCAGGAGAAAAUGGGCUAUACAUAUCAAUACAUGCCUAUUCCAUGGCUUUGCUAUAGACCACCAAAGGAGGAGGCCGAGGCCAAGGCCAGAAUAAUGAAAAUUUCUGAUAUUCCGAAUGUAGCAGCCGUGUUACCUAUAACCCUGAAAAACACUGUCAGGGUUUUGGUUCCCAAGUCCGCCAAGGGAAAAGUGAGCGAGCAACUCGUGAUCGAAGACAUAGAGAGAGACACUACAAAAUUUAUCAAGUUUGAUGUGUUCGUGAAUGAUGAAGACGAGGAUUUUGAAGCACUGGACAGGGCUGAAUAUGCUGGAACCUUCGCACAAGUGCCGCACAGAACUAAGAACGAGAAGAGCAAAUCUUCAAUUUCUUUGGAUUUGACUCAGCUUUAUGACAACAUUGAUGUUACUGAUGAUGAUACCAUAGUGGUGACGAUUGUGCCGAGAUCUAAUGGCGAAGAUAUCACCAUUGGUGGUAUCAAGAUCGUUCCUGCGUCUUCGGAAUCUAACGAUGAUUAUUAGGUUCUUCCUGGAAUAAUAUUAAUAUUGAUAUUGAUGAAA
Messenger RNA from Olea europaea var. sylvestris, 1943 nucleotides. Its product is annotated as polyphenol oxidase I, chloroplastic-like. The record is from RefSeq and is a predicted model, not a curated record. Gene Ontology annotation, biological process: pigment biosynthetic process. The transcript has a single exon. Lineage: Eukaryota; Viridiplantae; Streptophyta; Magnoliopsida; Lamiales; Oleaceae. The coding region runs from base 159 to 1904 and encodes 581 amino acids. Gene Ontology annotation, molecular function: catechol oxidase activity.